Aspergillus udagawae is the source of this 300-nucleotide messenger RNA. RefSeq lists its product as uncharacterized. The coding region runs from base 1 to 300 and encodes 99 amino acids. The record is from RefSeq and is a predicted model, not a curated record. NCBI's taxonomy places the organism in Eukaryota, Fungi, Ascomycota, Eurotiomycetes, Eurotiales, Aspergillaceae. The transcript has a single exon.
AUGCCAAUUAACACACCUCCAGAUGACGCCCCUCCUGGCCCAUACCACACCUGCGUCAACACCCACCACGCAGCCUAUUCCGAAAACAAUCUACCCCCUCUCCUCUUCCGCCUGGAGGCACCAAUAUUCGAUGAUCUCCCUCCUCUCAGAAACCUCGUCGAGAACGGCCAAGUCGUCAAGGACCGCGAUGGCCGCCCCCUCCGCGCGUUUCCCUUCCUACAUACAUCUCCAUCCGCCCGGCGGCCUGGCUCCUCGAGUACUGGAUGCGGACAGACCCACGCCUCACAUACCGCGACAUAA